AAUUAAUCGAAGAAAAAAAUGAACUUUUGAAAGAUAAAGAAGAAAUAAUUGAUGAUUUUAAUAAUAGAAUGUUCUAUUAUUCAGAAUUUUUUAGAAAAAGUUUUGAUAUCGCUGAAGAAAGAUAUCAUCAAGAAAAAUUUUUUUCAAAUAUCUUAAAUACUGAAGAAAAUAUUGAAGAAAAUAUUGAAGAAAAUAUUAUUGAAGAAAAAAAUAUUUGGGGAGAAAGUGAAGAUGAAUGGGAGGAAGAUAAAGAAAUUCUUAGUGAUUAUUAUGGAGAAG
Messenger RNA from Scutellospora calospora, 279 nucleotides. Lineage: Eukaryota; Fungi; Glomeromycota; Glomeromycetes; Diversisporales; Gigasporaceae. The record is from the annotation of a GenBank genome assembly.